Molecule: messenger RNA, 4924 nt
Organism: Aedes albopictus (Asian tiger mosquito)
Lineage: Eukaryota; Metazoa; Arthropoda; Insecta; Diptera; Culicidae
Gene: Cds
Product: phosphatidate cytidylyltransferase, photoreceptor-specific
Exons: 9
Coding region: 423-1790 (455 amino acids)
Cellular component (GO): endoplasmic reticulum membrane
Molecular function (GO): phosphatidate cytidylyltransferase activity
Source: RefSeq, a predicted model, not a curated record
GUGCGUGCGUCGUCGGUCGUGUGGCACAACUUGAAUAUUUAUCCAAGCAACUCGCGAAGAACCUUGUGUCGGUCGAGCAGUCUGUGCGAUGCGCUGGUUGAUGCUCAGUGCUCUCUCGGUGUUGAUUACGUUCUACAAACGAAUGUAAACAAGGCGAAUUUGGACUGUGAUUGUGAGGUUCAUCGAAGCUGAAUAAGUGAAAUAAAUGAAGGCAGACUUUAUCGCAGAAGGCGGCUGCCAGUGAUUGAUUAGUAGUGGAAAGCCUUGGAAAAUAGGCCUAGUGUUUCGUGCAAAAGUCAAGUGCAGUGUUCUACUUGGGAAGUCUAGUGUGGGCAUUGGAGUGGAAAAGUUAUUACUGCCGAGAAAACGGUCCCAGAAGUUGCAGUAAAAUAGCGUCGAAACGCUUCGUUUGAGGUGAAAAAAUGAGCACAGAAGCGGAACUUCGGAGGCGAAACAUUGGCGAGGGAGAUUCGUUGGGCGAGUCUCAACUUAAACCGGAGGACAUUAGCAAACAGGCGCCACAGGAAUCGACCACUGCUGAAAGUUCUGAUCAUGUCGAUUCCGAGGAAGAAAAGUUACCUGAAGAAAAAGAUGUUGAAGAAAUGGCCAAAACAUUACCGCAAGGAACGAAUAAAGCUCCAGAAGUACUCACGGAAGUGCUAAGCGGACUACCAGACAAAUGGAAAAAUUGGGUGAUAAGAGGUAUUUUCACAUUCCUGAUGAUAAGUGGAUUUUGUUGCAUUAUUGCCGCUGGACCACUAGCGCUAAUGAUAACGACUCUGCUGGUACAGGUGAAAUGUUUCGAGGAAAUCAUCUCCAUUGGUUAUUCAGUGUACCGGAUCCAUGGCUUGCCCUGGUUCCGCAGUUUGUCGUGGUACUUCCUGAUCACUUCCAACUACUUCUUCUACGGCGAGAACCUAGUGGAUUACUUUGGAGUGGCCGUUAACCGACUUGACUCCCUUCGGUUUAUGAUCAAGUAUCACCGUUUCCUGUCGUUCUGCUUGUACUGCAUUGGCUUCGUAUGGUUCGUGCUGUCGUUGGUUAAGAAAUACUACAUGAAGCAGUUCAGUCUGUUCGCUUGGACCCACGUGGCUCUGUUGAUCGUGGUCACCCAAAGUUACUUGAUCAUUCAGAACAUUUUCGACGGACUGAUCUGGUUUAUUGUACCGGUUUCGAUGAUCGUGUGCAACGACGUGAUGGCGUACAUGUUUGGGUUCUUCUUCGGGCGGACACCGCUCAUUAAGCUUAGCCCUAAGAAGACCUGGGAGGGCUUCAUUGGAGGUGGAUUUGCGACGGUGGUCUUUGGGCUAGUUUUUUCGUAUUGGCUUUGUCAGUUCCAAUACUUUGUAUGUCCGAUUCGAUACUCAACGACUGCAGGGCGCAUGGUACUCGAGUGCACUCCGGGCUAUCUAUUCCAACCACAGGAAUACGCUUUUACCCUGUUCGGAUCGCAGAGAUCAAUUUCCAUCUACCCUUUCAUGCUGCAUUCACUGUCGUUGAGCAUUUUCAGUUCCGUAAUUGGACCGUUCGGUGGAUUCUUUGCAUCUGGAUUCAAGCGAGCAUUUAAAAUCAAGGACUUCGGAGACAUGAUUCCCGGACACGGAGGCAUAAUGGAUCGUUUCGAUUGCCAGUUUUUGAUGGCCACCUUCGUCAAUGUGUACAUCUCCAGUUUCAUUCGCACGGCUUCGCCACAAAAGAUCUUAAACAUGGUUUUUACCCUAAGACCAGAACAUCAGCUGCAAUUGUUUAAUAAACUGAAGGAGAGUCUCGAAGAACGAAACAUAAUUUAAAUAAUUAGGUGAACUAACUUCUAGAUUUAUAACUGUCGACCUAUUUAAUACAGAGAAGGUAGACGUAUUGCUGUCGAGAGAAUAAGUAAUUGUACGUACUGAUUGGACUACAUAAUGAUGAUCCAUUUAUUUCUCACAUACAAAGAACAAUCGUAAAACACAAAAUAACCAUCACUGAUAGAUCAAAUUAUUAGUGGAAUAGAUCAAUGUAUUAUGCAUUAGCACUAGAUAUCUGGGGCAAAGAGAAAUGUUUAUCGCGUCGUUGCUAUCUAAUGUAAGGUUUUAUAAGCCAAUCUUCAGAAAUAUUUAUGGACGUCGCAAUACAUUACUGUUGAUAUACCUAUCUGUUGACAGUCUGGCUCUCGUUAGAGCUGAAGUGAAUUUCCUCUAAAAUGGAAUAAUGCAUGAUUUCAAAGAAGUAGGAUCGCUGUUGGAUAAAUUACAAUCGCCAAACACAACGUGGGCAACUGCUGGUUCUCUUCCACAUUCCGGAUGACACCGUAGGAAUACGAAAGGCUAUUAUUAUAUCAUCUGUUUCGACACAUGCUCACUCAUACCGGGGUUUCUCCCAACGCAAGGAUAGUGCAAUUUUACGUCACUGCGCUUACUUAUUCUGUUACCUUCGUUUGUUUUUAAUUUAAGUUACUGUAAAGGAGUAUUUUUGAUCCGACUGUUCUACUUCGGCUAGGUGUUAGAGCUUUAUUAUUUUUUCCUGAUGUAUAAAUAGAUGGUUCUAGGUUAUUAUUAGGUAUUUGACGUUAUCUAUUGCAUAUUUUAUCAGUGUGUAGCAUGUAAUUGCUAUGAUAUUAAACAAAAUUAAACGAUCCUUUAAUCGCUUCGUCUCGAAAUCGAAACAUCACAAAUGUAUCAUGUUAACUCGUAUAAUCUUCCUGUUUCCUACGCAGACGUUUCUCUAUUCAUCAGCUCGAUACAGGGAUGUACUGCAUAUGUAAUAUAAAUAAUGGAAUAUGUAUUUAUUCCCGUCUUCGUAUGUUAUCGGCCUGUUUUUUUUAUUUGGCUUAUCAAGUACAUAAAGUAAGAAAACAAUAAGGGAUUAUUGGUACAGAAUGUGUUAAAACAUUUACCAUCUGGCGAAGAAUUUCUGGAAAUGUACGCGAAAAUUUGAGUUAGAAAUUUUGGUGGAAUUACUGGAAAUAUAUGAGAAGAUUUUCGGGGGAAUUAUAGGCAUUUUAAAACGAAUUUGUAAACACGAAUUUUGGCGGCAUUCCUUGGAUAAUUUUACAAGAAUUCGAUUAACCUUCCGUGAUGCAACGUGAUGCAAAAACGUUGGGUACAGCUCGCUGGCGUAGUGUACGGUUUGGGUCAAAAAUGAUCCUAACGCCAAAGGAGGGAUAAAUACCUAUUCUUCUACUAGGAACUUCUUCAAACAUCCCCAAUAGAAAUAUAUGAUACAACCUGCUUAACAACCCUUCUUGGGCUAUCAUCUUGAUUAAACACAUAAUGAUACAAUCAUUCAAUCAUUCACCCAGUCCCAUUUUUAUUAGGGAUGCUCCAAAGAAAUUCCUAAUUCCUUGUGAAGUUUUGCUGCAAGAAUUAUUUCACGAAUACAAACUUACCAGAAGUACGCGCAAAUUUGUUUCAAUGUUUUUUUAACUGCUUUUGAUUCUCUAAACUUUAUUUCUAGAUGUUACCAUUCUAGAUGUUACCAAGUUUUUCAAUUCUAUCGGUAAUUGCAGUGAUAUUAUUUAUUUUCUAGAUUUCCAUUCCCCAGAAAAUACCAUUUUUCGAAAAGUCAUCAUGUUACGAUAGUUCAUCUCGCGGAAAGAAGAUGCAAAUAUUGAUAUCGCGUUCCCGGAGGUGAAUCAUUCUGGAAAGUGUGUCAUUACGGAACAAGGCUUUCCAUAACACGCCACUUCGGAAUGUGGGAUUCCAAGAAAUGAGAUGAAACUUUAAUUUCUUGUAGAACAUUCUCGAUGGAUUCUCUUUCUUUAUGAAAUCCUACUGAAUGAUGGGGAAAUAAAGUUUGGGGGGAAAAGCUUACUAUAAUCUUCAGACGGGAAUAAAACUACAUAUAAAACGAUGAAGCUGUUAGAUUUCCUCUAUGAUCACCACCUCGAAACAUAACCAAAUUUAGUAGCAAAAUGGAAGAGGUACUAAUAUUUAGGAAUGGUAUGUACCUUCGAAACAAAUAUUUAAAUGUGACCCCAGAAAGCGUGACAGAACAGCAAGUAAGAAUUUAGAGCUAUCAUAUAUUGAUAAAUUUAUAAGAAGUUGAGUAAAAUAAUGCUCGAUAAAAUAUACAUUUGAACGUGGAACAGGUGUUACGCAAUUCAGAGAAACUAAAUGAGUCGUAUAUAUCGAUCUAAAGACCGUGUCGUAAUGAAAUUAGGUCUUUAUUGAUUUAUUGGCAAGCUGCAUGUCUUCAAAGAUUUAUUAUAAUACUGAGUAUAGUUCACUGCAACCAGGUCGCCAUUUACUUAGUGACUGCAAAUUCAAUUUUGUUAUGUUUAAUUGGUAGAAUACGGUAACAACCUGCUUGUUGCUAUUGGCUACCAAAUUCCUUCAAUCUGCUGCAAUUGACCGCAACCAUCGCCUUAACCUUCUGCAAACAGACCGCUAUUCAGGCAGGAGAGGAACCUCAUCAGUCAAUUCGAACCCAUGCGUGGCCACGGUUAGGUUUCCUAUUAAUAACAUCUACCAGGAUCAGUAUACAGACAAGACAAGAAACCUUUCAGUUCUACACGGGAAUGUCUCAUAUUGUGCUGAAAUAAGGCCGACACUUUUUCAGGGAUAACUGUAGGUUCCACUUUUUAUAAAUCUAUUACGAAACAAUGUGACAUUUGUGAAAAAAGUGGAACAAAUAUUCGAGCUAGGGCAUGAUAUAGUUUUCAGAAACAACUUAAAAUUACUAGUUAGCUCUUAGGAAUUUAAAAUGCCAUUCAGUUUGAGCCUUCCAAGAUGGUUAACAUCCUGCCAAACUGAUUGAGGAUAAAAAAAAUGAAUUCACAGACAUAUAGUAAAAAGUGGCGUGGUUCCAGUGAUAAUCAUUAUUACUCACUGUUAGUUAUAUUAUGUAAUAAGUAAACAGAUAUGCAAUGUAAGAACAAGGAACUUUGUCAAAGAAAUGAACAAUUUGUUUCAAAGAAUAGAACUCCCUACAUGUAACUGUGUAA